Messenger RNA from Xenopus tropicalis (tropical clawed frog), 3160 nucleotides. It is a transcript of the gene cep97, whose product is annotated as centrosomal protein 97kDa. The record is from RefSeq and is a predicted model, not a curated record. NCBI's taxonomy places the organism in Eukaryota, Metazoa, Chordata, Amphibia, Anura, Pipidae. Bases 574 to 3006 code for a protein of 810 amino acids. The transcript has 12 exons. Gene Ontology annotation, cellular component: centrosome.
CAAAAGAGGAGGAGAAAACAUGAUAAAGCAGUAGCUUCCGGGAAGGGCCAAGUAAACAAACGAGCUAGCGAGGAGGGAACUGCAGAUUCGUAAUUCUAAAUAGGAGUCGUUUUGUGCUUUAAUCAUUAAAUUUUGGAGCCGUUUAUUCUUUGAGAGUGGGGGGUUACUGUGCUAUUUUUUUUAAUUGGUCACUUUGCCAUUCUGUGCAAAGGCUCUGUGUAUCAGUCUCUUCAGAGGCUAGCUGUGCCAUGUAAGAUUGGGGGGAAUUGUUCCAGUCCACCUUUCCAAGAUAUGACCAGUGAAGUGUCGAUGGCGUCAUUAAGAUCGGCGAUGGAACAGGAAGUGCAAGACACAAGCGCUGUGUUAGAGAGCUUUCUCUUUAGUGUGUAAAAUUCAAGGCGGGGCCUAAACACUGGACUACAAUCCCCAUAACCCAACGCUUCAUCCAUAGUGACCGUUUAACUGACAACGCUGAGAAGAGGGAACAUAUCGCUACCCUAAAUGACACCACUGUAGUCCCACUGUGGCAACAUACGUGGCUGAUCGAAGCUAAGAUAAAGGAACCCAGCUGAUAUGGCAGUGGCACAUUUGGCUUGCGAGAGUCAAGGUUCUAUGGUUGACCUCUCAGGACAAGGGCUUCAGAAAUUGAGCCCUACACUUCCUUUUGGGAAUGACACACAAACUCUGAUAUUGGACAAAAAUCAAAUCAUUAAGCUUGAACAUAUGGAAAAAUGCAGAAAUCUAGUACAGCUCUCAGUAGCCAACAAUCGUCUUGUAAGGAUGAUGGGGGUUGCAAAAUUAAUACAUCUCAGAGUACUAAACUUACCACAUAACAGUAUUGGGUAUGUCGAAGGACUGAAGGACUUGGUUAAUCUGGAAUGGCUUAAUCUUGCUGGAAACAAUUUGAAGAUAAUUGAUCAAAUAAACAGCUGCACCUCCCUUCAACAUUUGGAUUUGUCAGACAAUAACAUAUCUCAAAUUGGUGACCUCUCUAAGCUAAAAUCUCUGAAGACUUUACUUCUGCAUGGCAAUAAUAUUGCAUCAUUACGAGCAGCGUCUGCUUGUCUUCCUCAGAGCCUUACUAUACUUUCAUUGGCAGAAAAUGAAAUUAGAGACUUGAAUGAAGUGGCAUUCCUUGCUGGCCUUGCCGAUUUGGAACAGUUAUCAAUCAUGAACAAUCCAUGUGUGAUGGCCACACCAUCUAUACCAGGGUUUGACUACAGACCUUUUAUUGUCAGCUGGUGCUUGAAUCUCAAAGUUUUAGAUGGAUAUGUUGUCUCCCAAAAAGAAAGCUUGAAAGCAGAAUGGCUAUACAGCCAAGGCAAAGGGAGAUCGUAUAGGCUUGGCCAGCACAUUCCACUAGUCCAGUACCUGGCAACUGUGUGUCCUUUAACUUCAGCACAUGGUCUUCAGACAGAAGAGGAUGCAAAGUUGGAAAAAAUUUUGAAUAAACAGAGAUUGCACCAGAAGCAAUUACUGCAUCAAACACGCAGUGAAGGCUACCUCACCUCAUCUACUCCCAAUAAAAGGCUACCACUCUCACCUGAACAGCAAAGCCCAACACAUGUAUUACAGAAUGAACCCACAGUACAAGUAAAUAAUUGGCUAUGGUCAAACAGUUCUGAGGAUCACUCCUACGCUGUUAGAAAUAUCUGUUCCAGUUCCCCAGGGCCAUCGCAUUACAGUAGUCUUUAUAUGGAAGACAUCCAGACAGAUGAAGACAAACUCAACUGCAGUCUUCUUUCCUCAGAAUCUACCUUUAUGCCUGUUGCUCCAGGCCUUUCCCCUGUUUCACCAACAGAAGAGUUUAGGGUUCCAGCCAUAAAAUCUGACCUACUGCUCAAUGAAACUGUGAUAGAGUUUAACAAAGACAGCACUGAAAUGCCCCCCACUGCAACUACAGAAAUGUCAAAGCUAACUCAAGAUCAGACAGCAAUGCAAGAUGAUCAAUCAUGUGUCUAUCCAGUUAUCCAAGAUGAGAAUUUAGCAGAAAAUAUAAUUCAUUGCGAGACUUCCAUUAGUGUUGAGAGUACGCAGAUUUCAAAUGGCCAAACAUGUCACAGUAUAAUAAUGAAUAGUAAACAGUCUUCUGUUCUGGACCAAGAUGCAAGCCACCUAAAUAAAAUAAACACAGCUGCUACAAAAAUUCAAUCCUGUUGGAGAGGUUUUUAUGCAAGAAAGUAUAACCCAAAAGUUAAAGAUGUAUGCUAUGAAAUCCGACUGAGCAGAAUGCAGGAGCACAUUGUAUUCUUAACAGAAGAAGUCAUUAGGCUAAAAAAAGAGAAAGAAGAGGAGCGAAUACAAAGACUUGUGCAAGGGGAAGCCGUGAGGUACCUUUGGGAACAGGUACAAGCCAUACAACAAUGGCAAAAUACAGUAAAAUGGCAAACUGCCAAUGGUUGUAAUGAUUUUCAACCACUCAGUAAUUCAAAGCAUGACAAUCCUGUUUUGGAAGAGAUACCUUCUUGUAAUGCUUUAAUCCCUGAAAAGCUGAAUAGAAAAACAUCACCAGACAUCCCAGACUCUGGGUUUCACUCUGUCAUAUUGAAUCACUGCACCCUGAAUAGUACUGAGAAGAAUUCCUCUGAGGAAAGCGAAUAUUCUCAGCCCUCUCUGGAUACCGUUCGACAUUACAAUGACAAGGCACCAGACAGCCCUUCAGAACACGAUUUGACUAGAGAAGAGCAAAGCCAUAGCAGCAAAGAAAGUUUCACCAGUGAGCAGGACAGCAGUCUUCUGCAGCAGUAUCUAAAGUCUGUUGAGCAGCUGGAUGAGACUGAAGAUAAUACAAGCUACAGUGACAGGACUGAGGAAAGUAGACCUGAAAUUACCAAUUGUUCAGACAAUUCUGACUUGUCCUGCAGCAUCUCCCACUUCCUACCUGAAAACAGUAAGCAGGAAAACACUGACAUACAUAGCAACUUACCUUCUAUAGAUGAUGGACAAAGCACACAAAAAACAUGUGAUUCUGGUUUACCAGUGCCACAGCCAGAAUUAGUCCUUUAAGUACCUGUGUGUCAGCAGAAUUGGUUUAUUGACUUUCGUGUGGAACUGAAUUUGAGAAUCUCUUCUACUUUUAUGCACUUUAAAUUAUCACACCAUUUUACUAAAAGCACAUCAUGCCAUCUUUCUGUUCAAUAAAUUCCAUAUUUAUGUACAA